Paralichthys olivaceus (Japanese flounder) is the source of this 708-nucleotide messenger RNA. NCBI's taxonomy places the organism in Eukaryota, Metazoa, Chordata, Actinopteri, Pleuronectiformes, Paralichthyidae. The record is from RefSeq and is a predicted model, not a curated record.
CCUGAUGCAUUACAGUGUAGCAAGAUGGAGGUUAGCAGUUGUAUGAAAGUCAGUCAUUUUUCUUUGAGAAUGUUUGCCUUCCUCCUCGUGGUCACGCUGGGGUCAUGCUACUGCAGAACGAACAGCAGUCAGACAAUUCUGGGGAUUCCAGAGCUGCUUGGCCCUUCAGAGGCUUUGCCGGGACACAUUGUUAUAUUCAAAUGUGUAGUAUCAAACAACACAAAGAAUGAAACUCUCCUAAUGCAGUUAUACAAGAAGGAUAACAAUACCAAGCUGUUGGGUGAGUCUACUGCUCUGUCUGGGGAAACUGGGGUCUUCAACCUGGUCACCAAACUGUCCCAUGAGGGCAACCUCGAGUGUGUGGCCAGAGCACAGAACAACUCUCACGUCGAGCCCACUGUCAGCAGAACACACUACCUGAGGGUGGUCGAGGGAGUGGAGGAUGCACAGAUUUUUCUUCAUCCAGAUCCAGAGGAGUUCUUCAACGGCCAGAAUGUGAAGCUGGUCUGUGAAAUUGCUGCUGGAAACCACGUGUCCUAUAAAUGGCUGCUGAAUGGUCAGCUCAUCUCUCCGUCUUCAGGUCUCUCAGAUAACUUUCUCCAUAUCUUCAGGUCAGUGGAAAACCAUUUGGACACUCAAUGGAUGGGUGCUGUUGUUUCAUCAGGUGGUUGCUAUGACACUGUCCAUGAGUCAGGAAAAUGGAUUUGA